UACACAGCAUCCAUAUUAGUGUGAAGUAAGCUUUCAAAAAAUUUCGUAUCUAACGUAACGUUGGAACUCCUACGUAUUCAAAAGAUCAUUCUACCGUUAGUCCUCGCGUGUGUCGUUUAUCUCGCGAUUAAACACUACUGGACAUUUUUUUUUCAAACGUGUAAAAAUUAAAUCAACCAAAGAACGAUCGUUUUAUUCGCUGUGAUUUUUCUUUCGACGUGAAAAUUCGUAUACUUUUGUGUUGAGUGUGGUUAAUUAUUUAAAAGUGCUUCUGAAAAACCAACUCGUAAUCCGUGAAUUUAUUUUAAUCGUUCGCAGUAUCAAAGAAUGAUUCUAAAGUGAAAUCAUAAAGUGAUUUUAUGAUUUGCUAGAAUUGUUCGUCGAACAAUGUCUUUAAACUGUUGCCAAACGUGCUGCCACACAGAGCAUAUAAAAAUACCGGCCGAUUUAACCCAGCAGUCGAAUUUACUCAAGGGCCACGGAGUCAUCCACGUAUCAACUUUCUAUAAAGACGCUGUAGAUGGUAAAUUCAUAAGUCAUUUGUACGAUGACGCGAAGACAGUUUACGAAACAUUCCGCAAAGGGGCCAAAUUAUCAGGAAAUGGACAUUGCGUCGGUUUCAGAGAUAGUAUUUCAAAGCCUUACAGCUGGCUUCGUUACAAUGAUAUGUUGACAAGAAUCCACCAUUUUGGAUCUGGUUUGAUCCUGCUAGGAUUACAACCAUCGCCUCAGACCUUCUUAGGAAUAUACAGCGACAACAGUCCAGAAUGGGUGAUCACCGAACACGCAGCGUAUUCUUACUCAAUGGUACUGGUAUCUUUGAACGAUACUUUAGGACCAGAUGCUUGCGCAUUUAUAAUAAAUCAAGCUGAAAUCAGCGUCAUAGUCGUAGACAGCGAUUCGAAAUGCAACCAGUUACUCGAUCGAGCACCCAAAUGUUUGAAAAAAUUAAUCACCACCAGAGACGUUCGAUCACCAACCGUACAGCGAGCUAAAAGCAGAGGAAUCGAUAUUAUCAGCUACCAGAGUGUAGAAAAACAAGGAGCAGCUAGACCUCAUCCAGAACGACCUCCGAAACCUUCGGAUUUAUGUACAGUUUGUUAUACGUCUGGAACGACAGGAAAUCCUAAAGGUGUAAUGUUGAGUCAUGCGAAUGUCGUGGCAGCCAUAUCAGCCGUACUAUUACAACUCGGUGAUUAUAAACCAAUCAGUUCUGAUUUAAUGAUCUCGUAUUUACCAUUGGCUUAUAUGCUAGAACGUUGUUGUCAGAAUGGCAUGUACUUGGUCGGAGGCAGAGUAGGAUUUUUCAACGGUAACAUGAAAUACUUAACGGAAGACUUGAAAAUCCUCAAACCAACAGUCAUGCCGGCUGUUCCUCGACUCCUCAAUCGUAUCUACGAGAACGAAAUGGCCAAAAUACGACCCUCGUUUAUAAAACGACUCCUAUUCAAUAUCGCCAUGAACGUUAAACACAAUCAAUUAAAAAGAGGAAUAAUACAGAAAAAUGGUUUAUGGGAUAAACUAGUAUUUCGAACAGUCCAACAAAACUUGGGCGGAAGACUGAAACUGAUGAUCGUCGGAUCUGCACCUUUGGCCGGAAACAUUCUCACUUUCAUGAGGUGUGCUUUAGGAUGCAUGAUUCUAGAAGGAUACGGGCAAACUGAAUGUGUAGCUCCUAUCACCUUGACCGUAAAUGGCGACUGUACAACCGAACACGUGGGUCCACCUAUCGCCUGUAAUGCCAUCAAACUAACCGACGUACCGGAAAUGGAGUACUUUUCAUCGUGCAAUCAAGGAGAAAUAUGUGUGAAAGGGACCAAUGUUUUCCUAGGAUAUUUCAAAGAAUUCGAUACAACUUUACAAACUGUAGAUGAAAGUGGAUGGCAUCAUACUGGAGAUAUUGGAACUUGGUUACCGAAUGGAACAUUGAAGAUUAUUGACAGAAGAAGACAUAUAUUUAAAUUAGCUCAAGGAGAGUACGUUGUACCAGAUAAAAUCGAAAGUGUUUACAUGAGAAGUCAAUACGUUCGACAAAUAUUCGUUUAUGGAGAAUCGUUGAAAUCCAGUAUAAUCGCUAUUGUAAUCCCAGACGUCCACGUAGUGAAAAGCUGGGCUCUAGAGCGAGGUUUACCCAACACGUUAUCAGAUUUAUGCGAAAACGAAGAAGUCAAAAAGGUCAUCUUAGAAGAUAUGACAGUCUGGGCUAAAGAAGCCGGACUUAAAUCCUUCGAACAAGUAAAAGAUAUUUACUUACAUCCAGAUCCGUUUUCCGUCCAGAAUGGGUUACUAACACCGACGUUCAAGUACAAACGACUCCAAUUAAAAUCGUACUUCAAGCCGCAGAUCGAAGACAUGUACAAAAAAUUAGGAUAAUUUAGACCAACUUCAUCGAAACUCCUUCAGCAGCAACCUAUAGUUACCUGAAAUUUCAUACAGAAGAAAAAUUCGAUUCAAUUUUUUACAAUCUACGAGUACCUACUUUUAAUUCGAUUCUUUUUUUACUGCAUUUUAUAUAUUUUCGUGUAUAUAUUUAAAAUUGUCUUCGUAUACUUCGCGAAGCGGAGAAUAUAUUCGUAGCCGUUUGAUCUCGUCAGCCAAUCGAAGUGAAAGAGAAAUCAUUUGGUCGCAGAAUAUAUUCGUUUAUAUGGUACAUUGAGAAAAAAAAUUAUAGAAUUAUGAAUAGUUAAUAAUUAUUAGGAAACGGUGUUGUAAUAUCCAUUAUGAAUAAAUAUUUAACAAGA
Molecule: messenger RNA, 2741 nt
Organism: Planococcus citri (citrus mealybug)
Lineage: Eukaryota; Metazoa; Arthropoda; Insecta; Hemiptera; Pseudococcidae
Product: long-chain-fatty-acid--CoA ligase 5
Exons: 13
Coding region: 388-2373 (661 amino acids)
Biological process (GO): long-chain fatty acid metabolic process
Cellular component (GO): endoplasmic reticulum; membrane
Molecular function (GO): long-chain fatty acid-CoA ligase activity
Source: RefSeq, a predicted model, not a curated record